Molecule: messenger RNA, 1932 nt
Organism: Lasiodiplodia theobromae
Lineage: Eukaryota; Fungi; Ascomycota; Dothideomycetes; Botryosphaeriales; Botryosphaeriaceae
Product: Alpha beta hydrolase fold protein
Exons: 6
Coding region: 1-1932 (643 amino acids)
Source: RefSeq, a predicted model, not a curated record
AUGCUCCUCUUCGUCAUGCCUGUCUUCACGUCUCAGCUUCUCCUCAUUUCCCCAGCAGCCCUCUGCCAGGCCUUACCACCACUACCCGUCCUUACCCCACAAGGCACCUACCACCCAAACACCAGCAUACCAGGCGUAGAGCAAUUCCUCGGCAUCCCCUACGCAGAGCCUCCGCUAGGCGCCUUACGAUUCGCCGACCCACAGCCCUACACAUCGGGCGACCCGUCGCAGCAAAUCGACGCGACGAGCUACGGGCCCGCGUGCCUGCAAGACCGCGCCUUCGAGGCCGCAAACGGCCUGAGCGAGGACUGCCUGACGCUGAACAUCUACCGCCCGACAGCGGCCGCCGUCAACCCCACCCCCAACACCCCCAACAACACCACCAGCUCCUCCCCGCUCCUCCCAGUCCUCAUCUACAUCUACGGCGGCGCCAACAUCGGCGGCCAAUCGCAGCACUACACCGCCUCCAACCUCGUCCUGCACUCGCUCAACCUCCUGCACCCCACCACCACUGCCACCAACACCCCCAAGCCCGUCCUCGCCGUCACCCUCAACUACCGCACCGGCGGCCUCGGCUUCCUGUCCAACACGCUCUUCGCCCGCAACAACCUGCUCAACACCGGUCUAAAAGACCAGCGACUGGCGCUGCGCUGGCUGCGCGCCAACGUCGCGGCCUUUGGCGGCGACCCGCGGCGGAUGGUGAUUUUCGGGCAGAGCGCGGGCAGCUUCGAUGUGUGGACGCAGGUGAGGUAUGAGGCGUACGUUGCUUCCUCCGCCGGCUCCUCCGUUGAAGAGAAGAAAGGUGGUGAUGGUGAGGGUGAUGGCCAGUUGUUCCGCGGCGCGAUAAUGGAGAGCGGGGGGCCUGGCAGCCUCGCGCUGAGGGGCGUGCGGCCGGAGGAGGGGGACGGGUUUCUCGAGGGGAGUUUGAGGGCGUUGGGGUGUCCGUCUGCUGUUGCGAACGGCGGGACGGGGCAGGAGGAGGCGUUGGCGUGUUUGAGGGGGGUGGGGGUGGAGGAGUUGAUGCAGGUUUGGUAUAAUAGCUCGAGUGAGCUGUAUAACACGUUGGACGAGUUUGUGCAGUUGCCGGUUGGGUUCGGGAUAGAUGGCGAGUGGGUGAAGUCGGAGAAUUAUUGGGACGAGGACGCUGCGCAGAUUCCGAUGAUGAUUGGAGAUACCCUGAACGAAGGCAGCUUGUACGGCCGUGUGCCUACCGGUUUGGCGACCAACGAGACCUAUCUGGCUCAAGUUGUUGCGAAAAACCUCCACACCACAGACCUCACCCUCGCCCGCCCCGUGCUUUCCACCUACUACAACCACACCGCCGCCGAAAACGGCCGCGGCUUCGACGCCGACCCCACCGCCCCAGACUCCUACUACAUCGGCGAAGCAGUCCUGGGCGACGCGGUGCAGGACAUCCCACGGCGAAUCAACCUAGGGCGGCACGCUUCCGGCGCGGACGCGCCCAACACGACGACGGCCACCACCACCACCGCUAGCGGCAGUUGCGGCGGCGGCGGCGGCGGCGGCGGCGUCGGGAAGAAAGCAGGAGGAGCAAAGACGUGGGGGUACCGGUGGUCGCAGAAGCCACGGUUGAGCCUGUUUAACGAGCGCUUCUACGGCUUCCCGCCGGACGUGCCGGACGCGAAUAAGAUCCGAGCCGGCGUGUUGCACGCCUCCGAGUUGGGGUCCGUGUUCGGUGACAUUUACGGGUGGCCGGAUGCGGUGGAGCAGGAUAAACAGCUGGCGAGUUUGGUGCAGUCGAUGUGGAUAUCCUUCGCCUACGACCUGGACCCGAACUGCCACGGAAUCCCGGAUGUCCCGCACUGGGAUAAUUACGAUCCUUCGUCAGCCGCCAUCUUCAACUUCGAAAACCAAGGCUCUACGACGCCGGGAAUGAUUCCAGACGACAUGCGCCUGGACAGCUAUGUCUAA